Microthlaspi erraticum is the source of this 417-nucleotide messenger RNA. Lineage: Eukaryota; Viridiplantae; Streptophyta; Magnoliopsida; Brassicales; Brassicaceae. The record is from the annotation of a GenBank genome assembly.
AUGCCUGUUGGUGCUUCCGCUCCAAUGUUAACGUGGGUGAUAAAGGAUUUCAAGUCUGUGCAAGACCCAAAAGUAAUUGAGUCACCGGAAUUCGAAAGCGGUGGCUGCAAAUGGUGUGUAAUGUUCUACCCGAAAGGGGUCACAGGGCACCUAAGCAUGUCUAUGUAUAUGGCUGUUGUUGAUUCUGAAGAUAAGCCUCCCGGAUGGAAGAUAGACGCAAAGGUUUGGCUUUCUAUAGAAAGCCAGUCCGAACGUAUGGUAUUAGAUGGUGAGGAAAUACGUUUUGAUGCCGAAUGUCCUAAGUGGGGUAUGUCAAACUGGUUUCGCCUUCACAAACCUAAAGAUUGUUUUCUUGAUCUUCACGGUGAUCUCAAGAUUGAAGCUCACGUAGAGGUUGUCCACAAAUCUCGUGUUUAG